UGUACUCUCCACAUUAUCGUCUCUUCGAGACAAGCUGCUUAGCGCCACAGUUUACCUCCUCUGUCUGUCUUUGGUUUGACGUUUCUUCUUCUUCUUCUUUCUCUCGUUCUUUCUCUCUUUAUUUUCAAAUUUUCUCCAGCUUUCUCUCCGAUUCCGUGAUUUGUCCCCCCGGUAUUUUUCCUUGUAAAAUUUCAGGAAUACACGGAAAAAGAAGCCAUAUUUGGUAAGAUUGGUAGGUGGGUAUCAAAAAAACACGCAGAUUAUAGAAAACUAGAUACACCAGUUGUUUUUGUUUGUUUACCAAGAAAAUAAAGUGGACAACUUUACGGCUUACAAGCGAAGAGAUAACGGAUACGAUGAAUGAAUUCUUCAAGACUUAGCUCGACCAAGUGGGCGUAUCUUUUGUCGGUUUUCGUUUCAACCCAGAAGAGAAAACUUAAGGGUAAUCUCUGUCUGACUUCAGUCAAACACUGCCAGCAAUCCUGACCGCUGAUUCAUGGAGAACACCGGAAGUUAUUCGUUUCUGCGUAGCAGGAGAUUGGAGAGCUUCUUAAAUACAAAUGGAAAUCCAACCGUGAAAGAAACCCCAAAAGCUUUGACCAAGAAAGAAGAAACAGAGCGAAGGGGUAAAGCCAAGGAGUAUGUUGAUGAUGAUGGAUGGUUGAUAGGGUUUGUAUCCUGUGUUAGGAUCAUAACUUGUUUCCUAACAAUGAUGGUUACAACAUUUAUAUGGGCACUGAUUAUGCUUGUGCUUAUACCAUGGCCUUAUGAGAGAAUUAAACAAGGAAAUAUCUAUGGUCAUGUAACUGGCAGAUUGCUGAUGUGGAUUUUGGGGAAUCCUAUGAAGAUUGAAGGUUCAGAAUACUCAAAUACCAAGGCUAUAUAUAUCAGUAAUCAUGCAUCUCCUAUUGACAUCUUUCUCAUAAUGUGGUUGACACCCACCGGCACUGUCGGCAUUGCAAAGAAAGAGAUUAUAUGGUACCCCCUAUUUGGGCAGCUAUAUGUAUUGGCUAAUCAUCUCAGGAUAGAUCGAUCAAAUCCUUCUGUUGCCAUUCAAUCUAUGAAAGAGGCAGUUAAAGCUGUUCUCAAGAAUAAACUGUCCCUAAUUAUCUUCCCGGAGGGUACCAGAUCGAAAAAUGGGCGUUUGCUCCCUUUUAAGAAGGGUUUCAUUCAUUUAGCACUGCAAUCUCGUCUUCCUAUAGUUCCGAUGGUCCUAACCGGAACCCAUCUAGCUUGGAGGAAAGGUAGCCUCCACGUCAGGCCUGCACCGAUAACUGUUAAGUAUCUUCCUCCUAUAAACACCGAUAAUUGGACAGCAGACAAGAUCGACGACUACAUAAAAAUGGUACAUGACAUAUAUGUGGAGAACCUCCCAGAGCCUCAAAAACCACUUGGGUUAGACAGUUCAAGAAUGAUGAACAAGAUUGUUGAUUGAUCUUGGGGGCAGGAAGGUGUGGGG
This is a messenger RNA of Carica papaya (papaya), 1459 nucleotides long. RefSeq names its product 1-acyl-sn-glycerol-3-phosphate acyltransferase-like. Gene Ontology annotation, cellular component: membrane; endoplasmic reticulum. The record is from RefSeq and is a predicted model, not a curated record. NCBI's taxonomy places the organism in Eukaryota, Viridiplantae, Streptophyta, Magnoliopsida, Brassicales, Caricaceae. Gene Ontology annotation, biological process: phosphatidic acid biosynthetic process. Gene Ontology annotation, molecular function: 1-acylglycerol-3-phosphate O-acyltransferase activity.